AUGCCACGUCAUCGAUCUCGUUCUCCUCCACCCACACAACCCCCGCUUCCUCCUCAAGACACCGCCAACGAUACGGUCAACUCGGACGCGGCCGACAUUGCACACAUUGACAGCGUUCUUCAGUCUCCCGUCGCAGCCGUACUAAAUGGCAGUGCCUCCGACGAAUACACCAGCGACGACGACGCACAAACCACACCCGCCUCCUCCUCGUCCGUGGCGGAGGCACUUCAGCUGCCUCCACUACCGGCGCCCCAGCUGACCGCCAGUCUCUUCAACUCGCUUCGCUCGACGAUGACUGCCCUCCUGCACGAGGUCGUCAUGGCCACACGCGGCUGGUCGGUCAGUCAGCUGACUGCACUUCACUGCGACAUCUUCCACGUCACUCAGCGAGCCAAACAAGCCCUCGGCCCGCAAUUUGAUACACAGGCUCUCAAAACCAACUUGUGCUCUAUCCUACAAAACCACCAACAAAUGGUCAUCUAUGAUCGGUUUGACGAUACAAAUGACGCCCCCACCCUCAACCCCUACUCCCCUACUACAUACCACUAG
Molecule: messenger RNA, 549 nt
Organism: Mesocestoides corti
Lineage: Eukaryota; Metazoa; Platyhelminthes; Cestoda; Cyclophyllidea; Mesocestoididae
Source: the annotation of a GenBank genome assembly